This is a messenger RNA of Larimichthys crocea (large yellow croaker), 1308 nucleotides long. RefSeq names its product cAMP-responsive element modulator. Gene Ontology annotation, cellular component: ATF4-CREB1 transcription factor complex; nucleus. Lineage: Eukaryota; Metazoa; Chordata; Actinopteri; Sciaenidae. The transcript has 6 exons. Gene Ontology annotation, molecular function: DNA-binding transcription factor activity, RNA polymerase II-specific; RNA polymerase II cis-regulatory region sequence-specific DNA binding. Gene Ontology annotation, biological process: regulation of transcription by RNA polymerase II. Bases 167 to 754 code for a protein of 195 amino acids. The record is from RefSeq and is a predicted model, not a curated record.
CUAACGUCCCUUGGUUUGACCGAUAUUUGAAAUAAUGCUAACUAUAAACAAAAUGUAUAGCAACAUUUGAACUGAAGCUUUCUAAUCUCUUUUAGAUAUCCGACUGCAAAAAACAGGAGAAACCAGAGUGAAGCCAAAGUGCGGCUGGAGCCAAGCGCCUGUCAGAAUGAACCAAGUCAAGAAAAAAGAGAAAUGUCAGACGUGUACACCUGUUCCCCAGGUGUGCCCCAUGUAUACACAUGUUUACCAGCAAACCAGCCACAGGAUGUAUCAAGGUCCCACCAACUUUAUGCUCAGGGGGGGACAGAACGUGCCAUCGGAGUCCAUGACCAGGACACCUGAUCCUCGUGCAACCACCCCUCAAUACUACAGUGUGGUGGACUGCAUGCAUCGAUUUCGUAUGGCCCAGUUACCAGGCACUGCAGGUGACCUGACUGCCUGCCAGCUGCGUAACCCCAGCUCCAGCCUCCCACAGGGGAUGGCAGGGGUCAGCACUCAUAGCAACCCCAAAGCCACAGAGGACAACUUACAAAAAAGGGAGCUCCGCUUGAUGAAGAACAGGGAAGCAGCCCGGGAGUGUCGACGAAAGAAGAAAGAAUAUGUCAGAUGCCUCGAAAACCGUGUGGCCGUGCUCGAAAAUCAAAACAAGACUCUGAUUGAGGAGCUCAGAGCCUUAAAAGACAUCUAUGGACACAAAGAUGGCAGCCACAGAAAGAACGCAGCAACAAGGCGAGAGAAGGAGCUGGAGAUCUGAAUGCUGAAGCACCACUGCUUUUGCUAUUAUCACCUUGACUGUAAUUUAUUUUAUAUUCCUUUAUAAUCAGUUAUAUAAUUUGGCUGCAUUAAAACAUUUAUAUUAACUUAUAAGGAUGGUCUGUUUUUUGCAGUGGAGGGUUUGUUCAGAAAGAUGUUCAAAGGGAAUAGGAUCUUCAGGGCUUCACAUGUAAACGUUCGUGUUUUAUUUUAUUCCACCACAGAAAUCCCAAUGCAAACACUACUACUAGGAAUUAACACACUAUCUCCCAUAUUCCACGUGUUUAAAGUAGAGGCCUACCAGGAGUUUUGUAUCUGUAUGAGGUUUUAUCUGCUUCUCACCUGUGACAUUCCUUAUUCAUGACCCUGCAUUUUUUUUUAUAGUUUUGAAUACUUGUUGAUAGUUUGUACACAAAAAGAGAAAAAUGAAUUUAUCUUAGUAAGAAUAAGUGUAUAUUUAGUUCAUUUGUGCAAAUUGUGAUAACUCACUGUUUUAACUUGCUUGUUUGUUGCAGAAAUCCAGUUUAUUUGCUUGAAUAAAGUUCUUGCUCAGUC